CCACGUUUUCAUUUCCCUCUCGUUCGUGUACCUUCUUUGAAUACCUAAUGUAGAUAUUUAGGGUUUCGCUCUCCAAUCCCCUCUCACCUCCCUCCUCUCAUCUCUUUGGAAUUAGGGUUUUAUCCAAACCCUAGCUCCACCACCCGUCCCCAAGACAUGGCUGGGACUCUUCUUCAAUCAGCUGUUUUUCCUGAUGUGAAUCGAAGUUGCAUUCAACCUCGGGGUUCAGGGAAAGACAAAAGGGCUGCUACAAUGAAGUGCAAUUUGCAAAAAAACUCACCUAAAUUGUCAGCCUUUGCGGGUCUACGACCAUCCAGUACAUUGGAUUGCAUUUCUAGACCUCAGAAGGAUUUCCAUUCUGUUGUGAAAACUUCAAUCUCAGUCCCAAAGGGGAAGGCUAGUCGUGGAGUUGCUGUUGCUAUGUUUGAGCGGUUCACUGAAAAAGCUAUCAAGGUUAUUAUGCUUGCACAAGAAGAAGCAAGGCGGCUAGGUCACAAUUUUGUUGGAACAGAGCAAAUAUUAUUGGGCCUUAUAGGUGAAGGGACUGGAAUAGCAGCCAAGGUUUUGAAGUCAAUGGGUAUCAACCUUAAAGAUGCCCGUGUUGAAGUGGAGAAGAUAAUUGGAAGGGGCAGUGGUUUUGUGGCUGUUGAGAUACCGUUCACUCCUCGUGCAAAACGCGUUUUAGAACUUUCUCUUGAAGAAGCCCGCCAACUUGGUCACAACUAUAUUGGAUCAGAACACUUGCUUCUUGGAUUACUUCGUGAGGGUGAAGGUGUUGCUGCCCGUGUCCUUGAGAGCCUUGGAGCUGAUGCAAGCAACAUUCGUACACAGGUUAUUCGGAUGGUUGGUGAGAGCACAGAAGCUGUUGGUGCGGGUGUUGGAGGUGGAAGCAGUGGAGCCAAGAUGCCUACACUUGAGGAGUAUGGCACCAAUUUAACAAAAUUAGCGGAGGAGGGUAAACUCGACCCUGUCGUUGGGAGACAGCCACAGAUAGAGCGUGUUACCCAGAUAUUGGGUCGGCGGACGAAGAAUAACCCCUGCCUCAUUGGAGAACCUGGUGUUGGGAAGACAGCUAUUGCUGAAGGGCUUGCUCAGCGCAUUUCAAGUGGGGAUGUUCCAGAAACAAUAGAAGGGAAGAAGGUAAUAACGCUUGACAUGGGAUUGCUUGUUGCGGGCACAAAGUAUCGUGGAGAAUUUGAGGAGAGACUGAAGAAGCUGAUGGAGGAAAUCAAGCAAAGUGAUGAGAUAAUACUUUUUAUUGAUGAGGUUCACACUCUGAUUGGAGCAGGAGCAGCAGAGGGUGCCAUUGAUGCUGCUAAUAUCUUAAAACCAGCUCUUGCAAGAGGUGAACUGCAGUGUAUUGGAGCCACUACACUUGAUGAAUAUAGGAAGCACAUUGAGAAAGACCCUGCUUUAGAAAGACGGUUCCAGCCAGUAAGAGUGCCAGAACCAACAGUUGAUGAAACAAUAGAAAUCCUUAAAGGCCUUCGUGAAAGAUAUGAAAUUCAUCACAAACUUCGAUAUACAGAUGAAGCUCUAGUUGCUGCGGCACAAUUGUCUUAUCAGUAUAUCAGCGAUCGUUUCCUCCCUGAUAAAGCUAUUGAUUUGGUUGAUGAAGCUGGCUCCCGUGUUAGGCUUCGUUAUGCACAGCUUCCUGAGGAUGCAAAGGAACUUGAUAAGGAGCUCAGACAGAUAACCAAGGAGAAAAACGAGGCAGUCAGGGGUCAAGAUUUUGAGAAGGCUGGGGAGUUGCGAGAUCGAGAAAUGGAGUUGAAGGCUCAGAUCUCAGCUCUAAUUGAGAAGGGGAAAGAGCAGAGCAAAGCUGAAAGUGAGGCAGGUGAUCAAGGCCCAUUAGUUACAGAAGCGGACAUACAGCAUAUUGUGUCCGCUUGGACUGGCAUUCCAGUGGAGAAGGUCUCAAGUGAUGAGUCCGACCGCCUCCUGAAGAUGGAAGAGACACUUCACAAGCGUGUGAUUGGCCAGGAUGAAGCUGUGAAGGCCAUAAGCCGUGCCAUCCGUCGAGCCCGUGUUGGUCUCAAGAACCCCAACCGGCCAAUUGCUAGCUUUAUAUUCUCCGGGCCUACUGGGGUUGGGAAAUCAGAGUUGGCCAAGGCUUUGGCUGCCUACUACUUUGGCUCUGAGGAAGCCAUGAUUCGGCUUGACAUGAGUGAGUUCAUGGAAAGGCAUACUGUCUCUAAACUCAUCGGUUCACCACCUGGUUAUGUUGGCUACACUGAAGGCGGCCAACUGACUGAGGCAGUUCGCCGUCGCCCCUACACUGUUGUCCUAUUUGAUGAGAUAGAGAAGGCUCAUCCCGAUGUCUUUAACAUGAUGCUUCAGAUAUUAGAAGAUGGAAGGCUAACAGACAGCAAGGGCCGGACAGUGGAUUUCAAAAACACCCUUCUAAUUAUGACUUCCAAUGUUGGAAGCAGUGUGAUUGAGAAAGGAGGACGUAGAAUUGGUUUUGAUCUUGAUUACGAUGAGAAAGAUAGCAGCUACAACAGAAUCAAGAGCCUGGUAACAGAGGAGUUGAAGCAGUACUUCAGGCCAGAAUUCCUGAACAGGCUGGACGAAAUGAUUGUUUUCCGACAGCUCACAAAGCAGGAGGUGAAGGAGAUUGCAGAUAUAAUGCUGAAUGAGGUGUUUAACAGAUUGAAGACAAAGGAAAUCGAGCUUCAAGUAACCGAGAGAUUUAAAGACCGGGUGGUGGAAGAAGGAUACAACCCAAGCUAUGGAGCAAGGCCAUUGCGGAGAGCCAUAAUGCGUCUUUUAGAGGACAGUCUUGCUGAGAAAAUGCUCGCCGGGGAGAUCAAGGAAGGAGAUUCAGCUAUUGUUGAUGUUGAUGCCGAUGGGAAUGUAACUGUCCUGAAUGGAGGGAGUGGAGUUGCCGAUUCAUUGCCUCCUCCAGUUUCUGUACAAUAGAGCAAUGACAUAUUCCACCGAGUAGAAAUUCUAUAGUUAAAAUAUAUGAAUUUUUUUAUUUUAUUAUAUCUGAAAUGAAUAUAGAUAUGUACAGAAAAAGAACUAUUGGGUUUCUCCGUCUUCAGAAUACUUGUAUAAGAUAGCAUGACUCUUGCUAUAUGUAUAUUUCACAUUACUCAUUUCAAAUAUAUUGAUCUUGAGAGAAGUUUUAUC
Messenger RNA from Dioscorea cayenensis subsp. rotundata (Guinea yam), 3135 nucleotides. RefSeq names its product chaperone protein ClpC1, chloroplastic. The coding region runs from base 157 to 2922 and encodes 921 amino acids. Gene Ontology annotation, cellular component: cytoplasm. NCBI's taxonomy places the organism in Eukaryota, Viridiplantae, Streptophyta, Magnoliopsida, Dioscoreales, Dioscoreaceae. The record is from RefSeq and is a predicted model, not a curated record. Gene Ontology annotation, biological process: cellular response to heat. The transcript is spliced from 10 exons. Gene Ontology annotation, molecular function: protein binding; ATP binding; ATP hydrolysis activity.